This is a messenger RNA of Adineta steineri, 1095 nucleotides long. The record is from the annotation of a GenBank genome assembly. Lineage: Eukaryota; Metazoa; Rotifera; Eurotatoria; Adinetida; Adinetidae.
AUGGGUAAAAGUCAGUCUGAAAAAUCAGCUAGUAAAAAACGAUCUGAUGCUGAUUAUGCCAUUACCAUAUCAACAGGUGAAGAAGGAAUUGAAGCACCUGUAUCCAUGAAAGUUCGUGGUGAUAAUGGUACUGUUAGUAUUCCAUUAACACAAACAAAAGGUGGUGAAAAAUCUUUUCAAUCGAAAUCAAAAAGUGAAUUUACAUGUCAAACAACAGAUGUUGGAAAAAUUCAAUGUAUUACAAUUGAACAUAAUGAAAAAGAGAAAGAUGUUCUUUGGCAUAUAAAAACAGUUCAAAUAACAAAAGGAAGCGAGACAUAUAAUUUUAAUGCUGAUGUACGUCUUGAUCAAAAGGAAAAUAAAGUUAAUCUUUAUCCUGUUGGUACUUUAUUCGGUCAUCAAAGAGAUGAUUAUGUACAAAGUGAAUUACGUCGUUUACGAGAAAGUCUUCGCUCCGAAUCAUCAAAAUUACGUCGACCUCCACAUAAACCUCAUGAACCAUUUGUUUAUAAUGAUUUAAGACCUUAUUUUGAUACAAGUUCGGUAGAAAGAGCGAUUUAUUCCCCUGUAACUUAUCCAACAGGUUACUAUACACGUGUAACAGCACUUCGUAUCGUUGAACCAUGGGAAGCAUACGGAAUGGAUUAUGGUGUUAAUUAUGAGUUAUUAAAACAUCGUAAAACUCGUAGUUUAAGUAGUAAACCACCACCUUCAAAACCAACAGAUGAAUCAAUUGAUCGUAAACAAGGUUCAACACAUUUACCACCCUAUCCUGCUGUUAAUAUGCAUAAACCUCCUGAAUAUUCACAAGCAUUAACAGUCGAUGAUAUUCCAAAAAUACGAUCAUUAAUAAAAAGUCGUUAUUCCGGUGCUGCUGAUGCUCAAAAAGAAAAAGAUUAUAAGCGAACACAUAAUGAUGUAUAUCGAAUGCAAUUAGAUCAUAUAGAUGGUUAUCAUGAAAAGAGUCGUGGAAAUAUGUUAAGAGUUUAUCAUUCAUAUUUACAAAAUACACCUGGUUCGAAACAAGCUCUACGUGAAUUAUGUGAUCAAAUAGCUCCUAAAAACACAAAAACAACCGUCAAAUCUGCGAAAUAG